Molecule: messenger RNA, 1547 nt
Organism: Armigeres subalbatus
Lineage: Eukaryota; Metazoa; Arthropoda; Insecta; Diptera; Culicidae
Product: zinc finger E-box-binding homeobox 1-like
Exons: 7
Coding region: 166-1461 (431 amino acids)
Biological process (GO): regulation of transcription by RNA polymerase II
Cellular component (GO): nucleus
Molecular function (GO): zinc ion binding; DNA-binding transcription factor activity, RNA polymerase II-specific; RNA polymerase II transcription regulatory region sequence-specific DNA binding
Source: RefSeq, a predicted model, not a curated record
ACCGUGUAGAAAGCUCUCAAAAAGCUCAAAAAUUUCGGCUGCGCGGUUUUGAAGCGGAAACAAAGGUCAAAGAAGAACAAUAAAAACAAACGCGCGAAAUGUUGGCUCUUGGGCAGAUAGAGCGAAACUGUUAUCAAAACAAUCAAUAAAGCACCUGAACAACUGAUGAAGCCAUCCAAACGAUCCAAACAUGCCGGCCAAAUUUGUCGAUUGUGCAUGGCCAAGAAAUCUCUGGAAAGUAUAUUUAAGGAAGAAGCACUUCAUCAAUGGAUAAACGAUUAUCUCUCGAUUGAGGUGACUGCUGAUGACCGCUUGAGUCAGUACAUUUGCGCUGAAUGUCGGAGAAAGUUAGGUGAGUUCCACCAGUUCCGAAUACGAUGCCAUGAAACUCAAGAUCUAUUGAUGGCAGCUGAACCUCAGCAUGAAGUUAACCAGAAGCAGGAAGCCGCUGAUAAGCAGAGCGUCGAUCAGUUUCAGUGUGAGGUUUGCAAAAAGCAGUUCGAAGAAUUCAAACAGCUGUACCAACAUAUGAGGAACCACGGGUCGACAGUCCAAUGCAAAAUAUGUCGAAGGGAGUGCAAAUCUAAAAAGCUGUUGUCCGAUCACAUGCGGGUUCAUGGUCCGAAGAAACACCAGUGUCCACGGUGCGAUAAAUCGUUUGUAAGGCGUCAUAACUUGGAGAGCCACAUGCUGCAUUAUCACAAGGAAGUGCUACCGAAAGCUGUGCAAACGCCGAAGAGAAACAUUGAAUCCCCGGACGGUUCCCCUUGUUUCAAAUGUGAUUCGUGCGACCUGGAGUACAAAUACAGAGAAUCGCUGUUCACCCACAAAAAGUAUAUCCAUGGGACGAAGGAACAUGCGUGCAAUAUUUGCGGAAGGUUGUAUUCAAAGCGUGAACGCAUGCUCAAUCAUAUGGAAUCGCAUGGCUCAAGUCGUGACAGCCAGGAAAAAUCUCCUGCGGUAAACGGCAGUGCAACUUUUCAAUGCAGUCGUUGUCCCAAACAAUUCCAUCUAAAAAGUAGAUUGCAGACCCACACAUUGACUGUCCACGUUUUGAAUAAACACGAAUGCCCGAUCUGUGAAUUGCGAUUUUCAUCAAGACGCCGCUUGAAUUGGCAUUCCAAGACACAUCAUCAACCGUCUGAAAGCGAGGCAAGUCAAGUGGUUAGCAGGAAGCAAACACGUAGCAUAACCCAGAUGUCCAAUGGAACGAUGAAACCAGUUGGUAAAGCUAAGCGAAGUCACAAGACGAAUGCGGACCCCAAACCUUCUUGCUCUGAACUUAUUACAGAAAGCAAACAAAAAAGCGUUUCCGAGAUCAAGCAGACCGACAUUGUUGAUGAACAAUUUGAACUAAACGGAAAACAGGACAUGGUUUGGACCGGGCAGGGCGAAGACGUUGUUCUUAUGUUUGAGACUGAAUCGAUCAAAGUUGAACCUUAUGAAGAAACUAUUAGUUAGGUAACAAAAAUAUACACAUGUUAUGAACUUUGGAAUUGUUAACUGAAUUUAAGCUUUAAAAUUGGAUUAUAAAAGCUGAAUUGGAA